AAUCCAGAGGGUGAAUUAGGAACUUGCUUGCUUGUCGCUAUGAUACAUAGAGAUCUCUACUAUGUAUAGACAGAUGAUGUGUUUCGUAGAAUAGAUAAUAUGGAUCCUAUACCCCUCCUCUGCUCGCCUCUGCUCGCCUCUCCUGCUCGCCUCGACUCGAACUCUGCACGACUCUCCAUGACUCUCCUCUUGACCAUCUACACUGUCUACACACCCAUUCUUUCUACCCACUCACUACCCAUUUGGUACCCACUACUUACAUACUCGAGAUAUAAAACAGACAGACAGACAGACAGCGCGGGCGCGGGGGGAGGAUUUGAAUCUUCAAUCUUCAAUCAUCAAACAAGAAAACAGAAACACGAAACACGAGGUACGAAGUACCAGAGUAAAAUGCACACCAAAACGCCCAAAAAAAAAACUGCACUCUUCUUGUUCUUAUUCUUCUUGUUCUUCUUUCUAGUAUUAAGGGUGUGAUAGGAGUAGAAUGGGAUGUGAUUGGAUGGGAUGGGGAUGGAGGGGAUGGG
Molecule: messenger RNA, 524 nt
Organism: Tricharina praecox
Lineage: Eukaryota; Fungi; Ascomycota; Pezizomycetes; Pezizales; Pyronemataceae
Exons: 1
Coding region: 100-474 (124 amino acids)
Source: RefSeq, a predicted model, not a curated record